Biomphalaria glabrata is the source of this 907-nucleotide messenger RNA. Its product is annotated as fucolectin-1-like. Bases 125 to 907 code for a protein of 260 amino acids. The record is from RefSeq and is a predicted model, not a curated record. Lineage: Eukaryota; Metazoa; Mollusca; Gastropoda; Planorbidae. The transcript has 3 exons.
AGACACAGACGAACACUCGCACUAUUUUGAUCAAUCAGGCUCCUAGACUUUUCACCUUCAGUGACAUGAAAGGAAAUAUUUGUCUUUUAGCCAGUUUUCUAUGAUUCCAUCUUGACAUUUUAGUAUGCCUGCCAUGUUCCCAUUAUUCGUUUCCAGUCUUAUGGUGACAACAGCUACACUUGGCCUCUACAACGCUGCCCGGUUCAAAUCAGCCACUCAAAGCACCACUUAUUUGCCAUUUUACGCCAGCCUUGCCGUGGACGGUGACUACGACCCAGAUGGAACACAUGGACAUUGUCAGCACACCCUGCAAGAACUAAAACCGUGGUGGAUGGUGGACCUACGUGGUCAGUUCGUUGUGGAGCAAAUUAAACUAACGAACAGACAGGAUGGUUCCCCUUACAUUCCCGCGAGACUCAGUAACUUCGAUAUUGAUGUGUUUGAACAAGAUCCAAGCAAACUUGUCAACUUCGCUGACAUCUCAGGUCACGUCUGCUACCAUCAAACAGCUUCGCCUGGUGCUGGAACUUUUCUCUAUAACUGCACGGCACCAAUUGUUGGUAGAUAUGUACGUCUUAUUAUGAGACUUGCAAGUAUAGAACACCUACAUGUUUGUGAGAUAGAAGUCUUAGUGAGUAAUUCCAGCUUUGAAGAGGUCUAUUUUAACAGACUAGGGGACACUAAACUGACCAAUGAGCCAAUCAUCACCCUGAUCGUCAGCGACUUGAACAACUGCCUCCAGGAAUGUCUUCAACGUAGGUCAACUCACUACUGUACGGCCUUCAACUGGGUCACGUCAACAAGAUCAUGUCAACUGCUCAGUGUCAACCCUUUCCUAGACCUGACAGUAAACCUGACAUCCGCUAUAGGAACACAUUUUUAUAGUGAAUAUGGUUUUACUUUGUAA